Molecule: messenger RNA, 2016 nt
Organism: Macrosiphum euphorbiae (potato aphid)
Lineage: Eukaryota; Metazoa; Arthropoda; Insecta; Hemiptera; Aphididae
Source: the annotation of a GenBank genome assembly
AUGCCAAUUGCUGAAUACGUGUACACAGAACACUUCAGAGAAAUGAACAUAGCUCAAGAUGUUUAUUCGUCAUUUACCGACAAGAAGAACUCCAACGAUCAAUUUUUGUACGUACAUGGAUUACUAAAAGAAUAUGAUUGGUUACCUACAAAGUGCGAUGGUCGUAUUAGACUAUCACAGGCGCAUCGACGAUGGAGAAAACGGCUGAAAAAAUACCUUAAAAAACAAGGAUUGUUGAUAAAUAUGGAUUGUACCACGGCAAAUAAAAAUAAUCAUACGUCUGAUCAAUAUAGAUCGCGUGGUAAUGAAGCAUUUAAAAUUAAAAACUAUGAGGAGUCGCUAAAAAUGUAUACUCAAAGUAUAAUGACUGCAGAAAUUGACUCUCUCAGCUUUGCUUUGUCAGUGGCAAAUAGAUCUGCUGCUUUAUAUUAUUUAGAAGAGUAUGAGCAUAGUUUAAAAGAUAUUGAUCAAGCAUUUCAAUCCAAACGGUAUCCAUUGCAGAAUAAUUACAAGUUAUUUGAAAGAAAAGGAAAUUGUUACCGUCAGAUGAAUCAUAUCUCCAUUGCUUUAGAAUUGUAUUCGGAUUGUUUAUUACAUUUAAAUAGUAAUACACAUUUAACAUUUGCCAAGAAAGAAAAAAUCAAAAUCAGAAUAUCAGAAUUUGUAAAAAAAUGUGAAGUAGUAGAAGAAAGAAGAAAUAAAAUUAAUAUUAAAUAUAAAAGUUUCACAAAACUUAAAUUUGAUAAAAACUCUGGCUUAUCGAAAUGGGUUGAAAUACAAAAUUCAAAAGAAAUGGGAAGAGGAUUAUUCGCAUCAAAAAACAUUAAGCCUGGUGAAAUACUCAUUAUAGAAGAGCCUAUUGCUGGUGUAUUUAAAAAUAGUAUGUGGAUGUUCAACUGCAAUUAUUGUUUCCAACGAUGUUUAUCAGCCAUACCGUGUUCCAAAUGUUCACAGGUUGUUUACUGUGAUGAGACGUGUCUACGUAAGGCCUACACCAGUUAUCACGGUAUGGAAUGUUCAUUAGUCUAUCCUCUCAAAGCGGACCCUACUGUUGAACCCACUCACGAUCUGGCUUUACGUUGUUUUGUUCAGCUUAUAAAUUUAAUGGGUGUCGAACAUUUCUGCUCAAUGGUACGAAAGUAUAAUGAACCAAACUUUAGUUUUGACAAAAGCAGCAAUAAUUGUUUUAUGGACAAAACUUUCCACUCGAUCUAUGCACUGGACGGAAAUGAGACCAAAAGGACCGUAUCCAAUUUAUUUUUCAUGCAUUGCACUGCGUCAAUGAUGGUGUCUCUGUUGUCGUUAAAUGAAUAUUAUGAUAUACCGUCCAAUUUUUUAGACACUAUUGGUGUAUCUUUAGUCCAUUUGCUGUGUAUAGCCAACUUGAACUCGUACGCGUCUGUUGAGCUUUCCAAGUACAUCGGCAAGACCAGUAAUAAUAUCUCGAAUCGAUCAGCUACUUAUGAUUCCAUCGCUCUUGUUCUAUGCUCUGCGUACAGUUUGAUAAAUCAUUCGUGCGAUCCAAAUGUUAUUGUUCAAACGUAUAGUGGUGUGGAGGUGACUCGGGCAAUACAACCGAUUUCAAAAGGAUCUCAACUGUUCACUGAUUAUGGCGUAAAAUUUAUGUCACACUGCAAAGAAGAACGUAUUACACAUUUAUUUGAUCAAUACCAAUUCCAAUGUCAGUGUCAAGCUUGUACGAACGAUUGGCCAAUCUAUGCAUCGCUGGAACUCGAUGAAUUAUUUAUUAGCAAUGGUCCACUGAUUAUUAACGACAGGGACGGCGACAACCACCUUAGUAUUCCAAAAACGACUUUAUCCAAAUUCAAUGAAAUUGUAGAUUUAUUGUUAAUACAUCGCAAGAUAAAUGUUGAUUGUUUAGAUUUUUUAUUUUCAUUUUUAGAUUUAUUGUACUCCAAUUUUGAAAAACCAUGUGCCAUAAACUAUAAAUGUAUUCUAUUAGUCCAAGCAUGUAUGUAUUACACUUCAGAUCAAGUACAUUAUGUCAUUGAAUAA